Penicillium soppii is the source of this 1272-nucleotide messenger RNA. RefSeq lists its product as uncharacterized. NCBI's taxonomy places the organism in Eukaryota, Fungi, Ascomycota, Eurotiomycetes, Eurotiales, Aspergillaceae. Bases 1 to 1272 code for a protein of 423 amino acids. The transcript is spliced from 3 exons. The record is from RefSeq and is a predicted model, not a curated record.
AUGUUAGGCAGUAUAUUCGGUUGGAUCUCGUUAUUGUUCGAGCCCCUGGCCUUUCAAGCGCCACUCAUUCAACCUCAGGCCCGUCUCCAAGCCGAAAAUUCAACAGCCCUAAAACCUCUCCCCUGGCAAGAUAUAAUCACGGGUGAUUAUGGAAUUCCCCCGACAUUAAAAAUCCACGACCGAGAAGGAAUCGUCAAAUGGUCCUGGGAGCGGAAAGAUGUCAAACAACCCCUUCCACCUCGUAUUCGUAGCGGCCUGUUUAGCCGUGCCAACGAUGCGACCGACAUGAAAUACAUGCGCGACGGCAAGUCCGUCGCUGCAAUCUACAGCAAUGCCAUCUUGGUCGUCAAUCACACCCCUGACUCCCCCUCAAUUGACAAGAAAAUCACCUUCGCCCUCGACAGAGGCACAGACGUACUGUGGAACUCGCACAGCAUUGAACCCCUCCCGGGCGACCGCCUGGCCGUCGCCACAACCGGCCAACGCGCAGAAGACGGCAUUCAAAUAUACAACAUGAAAGGCCUCCGCGCCAUCCACGCCAUGAUCUGGGACGAACACGGCCAGAUGCUGUGGGCGUGCGGGACCAAUGUAGCCGCGGAUGGCUCAGAUCCAGAGCCCGCCUAUGGCGUGAUCCAGGGGUACCCAUUCGACAACGUGACGGGGCUUCUUCGCGACGACCCGGCCUUCAAGUUCACCUUCCCUGAAUACUGGGACAUCGACACGGAAUGGGGCCACGGGUACAGCUGGUGGUCUGGGCCGCACGACCUGGUUCCCGUGCCGAACGAGCGAGUAUUCAUCGUCAGCAACGACAUCGGGCUGCACGCGUUCGACAUCGAGAGUAUGUCGUUCACCGCCAAGUUCGAGGAAGUCAUUGACAAGUACAUGCCUGGGUUCGAGUGCACGUCGAACGACCGGCACGGCAUCAACCGGCAAGGCGAGUGGGAGGAGCUGCCGCAGUCCGAUCUGAAGGCGUUAAGUCUUGCACCGGACGGCGCGUUUAUCUACACGCAGUCGCUGUGGAGGCUGUUCCGUGGCAACCAUACGAGUCUUGUGGUUGAUGGCGUGCGCACGAAGAUCAUGGAAGGCAAUGAGAUCUAUCGGUCGCGGUUUUUUGGUGACAUCCCUGGCUGGCCCAAACCGAGGCACGAGCUCAACCCGAAGCCUUCCCGAAGGCUUCGGUGGCAGCCCGCAAUUGGUUACACGGCGGUGCUCCGCGCGGCCCCUAACAUGUAUGACGUCGCGCAUGCUACGCUCAGCGAGGCCUGCGCGUAG